This is a messenger RNA of Cokeromyces recurvatus, 1530 nucleotides long. RefSeq names its product carbonic anhydrase. The transcript has 5 exons. Gene Ontology annotation, biological process: carbon utilization. The coding region runs from base 400 to 1530 and encodes 376 amino acids. Lineage: Eukaryota; Fungi; Mucoromycota; Mucoromycetes; Mucorales; Mucoraceae. The record is from RefSeq and is a predicted model, not a curated record. Gene Ontology annotation, molecular function: zinc ion binding; protein binding; carbonate dehydratase activity.
AAACGACAUUUUAUUUACUCAUAUCAUUGUUAGAUUUGCGAUUAAUAAGAUUUGUAAUCUCGAUACCCAUUUAACAGCUACAGGUGAUGAUGAAGGUAUAGUCAAGGUAAAUGCAAGGAUAUGCUUCAUUUCUUUUUCUUUUUUUUUAUUAAAUAAAAAAGAAUAAAAAAAUAAUAUAUGAAUAGAUAUGGGAUAUGAGGACAUGUAAGCCACUUCAAGAAUAUAAAGUGCAUGAUGAUUUUAUAGCUGAUAUGAAUUAUUGUAAAUCAAGGUCAAGCUUAUUAGUAGCAGGGUAAAUGAUAAAGACGAGAGAUUAGUUUUUAUUUACUCAUCAUUAACCAUAGAGGAGAUGGUUUACUUUCAAUUUAUGACAUAAGGAAACCAACAGACAAAAUCAAAAUGACAACAGAAUUAGAUGAUGAAUUAUUGUCGAUGGAAGUUAUUGAUAAUGGAAAUAAAGUUAUUGCAGGUUCACAAAGUGGAGCAUUAUACAGUUGGAAUUGGGACGGCUGGAAAGAAUCAAGACGAAAAUGGUUAGGACAUCCAAGUUCUGUUGAUGCCAUGUGUAAAUUGGAUGAACAAGUGAUUUGUACAGGAGGUAAUGAUGGUCUAUUACGAAUGAUUACAGUCUUGCCUCAAUAUGGCUUUGAAGGCAUUUUGGGGGAUCAUGGAGAAGAUUUUCCUAUUGAAUGCAUCAAGUUGGAUCACAAACAAAAAUAUUUAGCAAGUUGUGGACAUGAUUUAAAGCUCAAAUUUUGGAAUAUUGAAUUCUUAUUUAAAGGAGAUAAUUCGAAGAAAGAGAAGCGAAAAUGGAUCGUUAUUGAUGAUGAUAAAAAUAAAGAAAAAUAUGCUACACCUCGUUUUACCAAACAUACCAUGAAUAAAUUUGAUCCAGAGGAUACAAAUUUAGAUGGUAUUUUAGCUAAUAAUAAGAAAUGGGCAGAAGAAGUCAUGAAAGAAGAUCCCGCAUUUUUAAAGAAUAUUGCUUUAAAACAGCAACCCAAGAUUCUUUGGAUUGGUUGCUCGGAUUCUAGAGUUCCUGCUAAUGUCGUUACGAGCUUACCCCCUGGUGAAGUAUUUGUACAUAGAAAUAUCGCCAAUGUUGUUACACAUGCUGAUCUUAACUGUUUAUCUGUUCUACAAUAUGCUGUUGAAGUACUUAAGGUAGAACAUAUCAUUGUAUGUGGUCAUUAUAAUUGUGGUGGUGUCACUGCUGCACUUGGUCAUCAACAAUAUGGUCUUAUUGAUAACUGGUUAAGAAGCAUUAAAGAUGUGUAUAGACUUUAUAAAGAUGAAUUGGAAGCCAUUCAAGACGAAGAAAAACGUCUUUAUCGACUUAUUGAAUUGAAUGCUAUUAACUCUGCAAAGAAUGUUUGUCAUUCAACCAUUGUUCAAAAUGCAUGGGAAAGAGGACAAAAGUUAACUGUUCAUGCUUGGGCGUUUAAUAUAGAAACAGGUAUUGCAAAGAGAUUAGAAUGGAUGGCUAAAGAUAGAAAUAAGGUGGAUCCUAUUUACAUCACCACUGAGUAA